Messenger RNA from Salvelinus namaycush (lake trout), 3426 nucleotides. RefSeq names its product cullin-3. The coding region runs from base 184 to 2487 and encodes 767 amino acids. The record is from RefSeq and is a predicted model, not a curated record. Gene Ontology annotation, cellular component: Cul3-RING ubiquitin ligase complex. NCBI's taxonomy places the organism in Eukaryota, Metazoa, Chordata, Actinopteri, Salmoniformes, Salmonidae. Gene Ontology annotation, biological process: ubiquitin-dependent protein catabolic process; protein ubiquitination. The transcript has 16 exons. Gene Ontology annotation, molecular function: ubiquitin protein ligase binding.
ACUGCAGCUAGGUAGUCCGCCAUUGCUGAGUGUGGAGAUCUACGUUAGAGAAACAUUGCCGUUUGGUUGUCAACAACCAACUACGGACUAGCGAGGGUCGAGUGGAAGCUCCACAAGUAUACUUCCCUGUACCUAACCAGAUAAUAUUUUCAUGUAAAUACAGAACACACAGACGAGGUAACCAUGUCCAAUCUCAGCAAAGGCGGCACAAAAAAGGAUACCAAGAUGAGGAUACGAGCUUUUCCUAUGACGAUGGACGAGAAGUAUGUCAACAACAUCUGGGACCUUCUGAAGAAUGCCAUCCAGGAGAUCCAGAGGAAGAACAACAGCGGGCUGAGCUUCGAGGAGCUCUACAGGAACGCCUACACCAUGGUGCUGCACAAACACGGCGAGAAGCUCUACACGGGCCUCCGGGAGGUGGUCACCGAGCACCUCAUCAACAAAGUACGGGAAGAUGUCCUCAACUCACUAAACAACAACUUCCUCCAAACACUAAACCAAGCCUGGAACGACCACCAGACAGCCAUGGUCAUGAUCAGAGACAUCCUCAUGUACAUGGACCGGGUGUACGUACAGCAGAACAAUGUGGAGAACGUCUACAACCUGGGCCUGAUCAUCUUCAGAGACCAGGUGGUGCGCUACGGCUGCAUCCGAGACCACCUCCGACAGACCCUCCUGGACAUGAUCGCACGAGAGAGGAAGGGCGAAGUGGUGGACAGGGGGGCGAUCAGAAAUGCCUGCCAGAUGUUAAUGAUCUUAGGCCUCGAAGGGAGGUCGGUUUACGAAGAGGACUUUGAGGCCCCGUUUUUAGAAAUGUCUGCAGAGUUCUUCCAGAUGGAAAGUCAAAAGUUUUUGGCGGAGAACAGUGCAAGCGUGUACAUAAAGAAAGUGGAGGCGCGGAUAAACGAGGAGAUCGAGCGCGUGCUGCACUGCCUGGACAAGACGACGGAAGAGCCCAUUGUGAAGGUGGUGGAGCGGGAGCUCAUCUCCAAGCACAUGAAGACCAUCGUGGAAAUGGAGAACUCGGGCCUCGUCCACAUGCUCAAGAACGGAAAGACAGAGGACCUGGCGUGUAUGUAUAAGCUCUUUAGCAGAGUGCCAAACGGACUGAAGACCAUGUGUGAGUGCAUGAGCUCCUACCUCCGCGAGCAGGGCAAGGCGCUGGUGUCAGAGGAGGGCGAGGGCAAAAACCCUGUGGAUUACAUCCAGGGUCUGUUGGAUCUGAAGUCGCGUUUCGACCGCUUCCUUCUAGAGUCGUUCAACAACGACCGGCUCUUCAAGCAGACCAUCGCAGGGGACUUUGAAUACUUCCUCAACCUCAACUCGCGCUCCCCCGAGUACCUCUCCUUGUUCAUCGACGACAAGCUGAAGAAAGGCGUAAAAGGAUUGACGGAGCAGGAGGUGGAGUCGAUCCUGGACAAGGCCAUGGUGCUCUUCAGGUUCAUGCAGGAGAAGGAUGUGUUUGAGAGGUACUACAAACAGCACCUGGCCAGGAGGCUGCUCACCAACAAGAGCGUCUCGGACGACUCGGAGAAGAACAUGAUCUCUAAGCUCAAGACGGAGUGUGGUUGCCAGUUCACCUCCAAACUGGAAGGCAUGUUCCGAGACAUGAGCAUCUCAAACACAACCAUGGACGAGUUCCGCCAACAUCUACAGUCAACGGCGGUGUCGUUGGGUGGAGUCGAUCUCACAGUGAGGGUUUUGACGACAGGUUACUGGCCAACGCAGUCCGCCACACCCAAAUGUAAUAUCCCCCCUUCUCCUCGACAUGCAUUUGAAGUCUUUAGAAGAUUUUAUCUGGCAAAACACAGCGGCAGGCAGCUCACGUUGCAGCAUCACAUGGGCUCUGCAGACCUCAAUGCCACCUUCUACGGCCCAAUCAAAAAGGAGGACGGCUUGGAGGUGGGGGUGGGCGGCGCCCAAGUAACAGGCUCCAACACCAGGAAGCACAUACUGCAGGUGUCCACCUUCCAGAUGACAAUACUCAUGCUCUUCAACAACCGGGAGAAGUCCAUGUUUGAGGAGAUCCAGCAGGAGACAGACAUCCCGGAGAGGGAGCUAGUGCGAGCGCUGCAGUCGCUGGCCUGCGGGAAGCCCACCCAGCGGGUCCUCACCAAGGAGCCCAAGUCCAAGGAGAUCGAGAACGGUCAUGUGUUCACCGUCAACGACCAGUUCACCUCCAAGCUGCACCGCGUGAAGAUCCAGACAGUCGCCGCUAAGCAAGGAGAGACGGACCCGGAGAGGAAGGAGACGCGGCAGAAAGUGGACGAUGAUAGGAAGCACGAGAUCGAGGCGGCCAUCGUCCGCAUCAUGAAGUCUAGAAAGAAGAUGCAGCAUAACGUGUUGGUAGCAGAGGUCACCCAGCAAUUGCGAUCGCGAUUCCUCCCCAGUCCUGUAGUCAUCAAGAAGCGCAUUGAAGGACUCAUUGAGCGGGAAUAUUUGGCACGGACACCGGAGGAUCGCAAAGUGUACACUUAUGUAGCAUAAAGGCGUGAAUUCAAUCAAACAAUACUUUUUUGGGGGGGGGGGUCUUGUGUUGUGUAUGACCUUGGAAGUUUGUCUGAUACUGGGAAGCUUACCUUUCUUUCAUUGGAAAAAAAAGACAAGGUUUUUUUAAAUAUAUUUUAGCUAAAUGGAGGGAUUGGAUAUAGCUUUGUUACAGUUUCAUGUUCCUUAUGUGGCCUUGGGGAGAAUUUGGGCGGAGAGUGGGAAUGCAUCAAGUGUACUGCAUUCAAGCCCAAUAAACAAAGGAAAAGAAAACUAGCAUAAACAAAAUAAUACAAAAAAUAUACCAAGCUAAUGUGGGUUGGCUACACAAAGACCAAGAAAAUAUUUGAAAUUUCUCCCGUUUUAAAUGUUGAUGUAAAUGUGUUUGUGUUUUUUCGUGGCACCAUGCUGGUUGUACAGGUUGUCAGACACUAUUGCCCCCCCCCCCCCCCCCCCCCCCCCCCCCCCUCUAGGACUUUAAUCAAAGAGAAGAGGACAUGGAUGUUGUUGCUGGUUUGCAGAGAACAGGAGCAGUUGCUUGAUAGCAUGCUUUAUCUUAUGGAGUGCUCUAUACAAGGUGUAUGUUUUUUUUGUCUUUUUCAAUGGGGCCUAUUGUAAAAUUGGAUCGUCAGCCCAGAAAAUAUUUCUCUCCUUGGAAUUGUAGGUUCUUCCCAAUGCAGAUCACAAAGGGAAGUUCUUUUUUUUUCUUAUUGCAUUUCAAUUGGAACCAAUUUAUCACCAUGUUUUAAUGUGUAUAAAUUGUAAAUAAUUGUACUCACUAAAGUGGACUGUACAGGGCCUAGUUUUCAUCAUAUUAAGUGUAGAAAAAUAAAUUGUACAACGAAGGGAAUUUUGCCUCCUACCUGUUUCACAACUCUGCCUUGUGUAUUCCUCUCUGAGAGCAGAGAAAGCCACACUAAAAUUGUCUUUACUGUGAAA